Chanos chanos (milkfish) is the source of this 2055-nucleotide messenger RNA. Its product is annotated as kelch-like protein 11. The record is from RefSeq and is a predicted model, not a curated record. The coding region runs from base 1 to 2055 and encodes 684 amino acids. The transcript is spliced from 2 exons. NCBI's taxonomy places the organism in Eukaryota, Metazoa, Chordata, Actinopteri, Gonorynchiformes, Chanidae. Gene Ontology annotation, molecular function: protein binding.
AUGGCAACUGCAGCUCCAAACCAAGAAGACACCACCCGGAGCAGUGGGAAUGGCGGUGGCAGUCCAGGUGGUUCUCUCGCCGGGGAUGGGGACACUGAAGAGGCCGAGGACUUUACCUCAUCCUCCCAUUGCUCGGAGCUGUCUCACCGGCAGAACGAACAGCGCAAGCAAGGGCUUUUCUGCGACGUGACACUUGCCUUUAGUAGUGGGGCGGCAACUGGGAAUGUCCGAAGCUGUGAAUUCUCAGCUCACCGGUCAGUGCUGGCCGCAGCAACCGACUACUUCACCCCGUUGCUUAGUGGCCAGUUCUCAGAGUCCCUGUCCCGUCGUGUAGAGAUGAAAGAAUGGAGUUCGGAGACUGGGCCGGAUCCAGAGACGGUGGAAAGCGUAAUUCAGUACAUGUACACGGGGCAGAUACGGGUCAGCACCUGCAAUGUGCACGAAGUGCUGGAGCUGGCCGACAGGUUCUUGCUGGUGCAGCUGAAGGAGUUCUGUGGGGACUUCCUGAAGAAGAAACUGAGCUUGGCCAACUGUGUGGCCGUACACAGCCUGGCUCACAUGUACACGCUUGACCAGCUCGCGCUGCGAGCCGCUGACAUGAUACGCCGCAAUUUCCACAAGGUCAUCCAGGACGAAGAGUUUUACACGCUUCCCUUCCACCUGGUCCGGGACUGGCUCUCUGACGCCGAGAUCACUGUGGAUUCGGAGGAGGUUCUUUUCGAGGCCGUGGUGAAGUGGGUGCAGAGAAACGAAGAGGAGCGCGGGAGGUAUUUCGAAGAGCUGUUCCGUCUCCUCAGGUUACCCCAGAUCAAGCCCACUUACUUGACCAGGGUGGUAAAGAACGAGCGUUUGGUGGCUGCCAGCGAAGCUUGUUUACGGUUGGUCUCCGAAGCAGUGGAAGGCCACGCCAUCCGGUUCGAGAACCUGCGGAAGUCAGCAGACCUGGAGCUUUGGUCUUCCUACGCUGCCUCCUUCCAGCCCCGCUUUGGCCAGAAUAUGGAUGUGAUCAUGGUGGUGGGAGGGGUUUCAGAAGGGGGCGACUACUUGAGUGAGUGUGUUGGCUACUUUGUGUAUGAGGACCGUUGGGUCAACUUACCGCACAUUCACAACCACCUGGAUGGUCACGCCAUAGCUGCCACUGAGUCACAUGUCUAUGUGGCUGGUUCCAUGGAGCCAGGAUUUGCUAAGACGGUAGAACGCUACAACCCCAACCGUAACACCUGGGAACAGGUGAGUAACCUGACCACACGGAAACAUUCCUUUGGCCUCACUUGCGUGAAGAAUAUCCUAUACAGCAUCGGUGGUCACGGCAACUUUAGCCCCGGCUUCAAGGACGUAAGCAUCUACGAACCUGACCAGGACAAGUGGUUGAACUUGGAGUCAGCACCCAAGAUCUUGCGCGAUGUCAAAGCCAUAAGCGUGGAGGACCGCUACGUGUACGUCACAGCUCGCACCCCCGUGGAUUCUGACAGUGAUGACGGGCUGAAGACGGUGACUACACGUUACGACACGGAGAGCCGACAAUGGCAGGAUGUGGACUCGCUCCCGCUCAUUGACAACUAUUGCCUGUUCCAGAUGGCUGUAGCCUCCACCAACUUCUAUCAUACAGCUUCCUGCUGUCCCAAGAGCUAUUCCAACGUGCGGGAUGAGGCAGCCAGGCAAAAGAUUGGCGGGCGUGUCUCCGAUGAGAUCCUGGAAAGCUUACCUCCUGAGGUCACUAGCGUCGAGGGGGCGGCCGUCUGCCACUUCCACGAUGACGUGUUUGUCAUUGGCGGCUGGAAGAACAGCGAUGACGUGGACAAGCAAUACCGAAAGGAAGCCUACCGUUACUGCGCCGAACGUAAACGUUGGAUGCUCCUGCCGCCCAUGCCGCAACCUCGCUGUCGCGCCACAGCGUGUCAUGUCCGCAUCCCUUACCGUUUCCUAUAUGGUUGUCAGCGUUACCCCAUGCCACAGAACCUAGCACGCCAGCGAGACCGCAUGCAACAGAUGCAGCAGCUACAUCGCCGUACGCUCACCCUGCGCAGACAGCUGCAGUCACAGAUUGAGUGCUAA